AAAUGUAAUAUAGUGAAAGACAUGUGGUUUGAACCGAAAGCCAUAGGAAAACCAAGACAUCAUAGACUUAUCGCGCUAGGGCAUGGCAUAACAGAUAUAAAUAGAUAUCCUAAUCUGUAAAUAGAAUAAACGGGCCGCGCCUCGAUCAGUUUGAGCUUAGAACGCGAGGCAAAAGGAACCGGAUUUCUUACAGGUCUGUGUUUUUAAAGAUGGAAGGCGAAGAUGCGGAUUGGCAAAUCCAGCUAGAUAAGGUUGUAGACCGUGGCUAUUACAUCCUUAAAAAUUCCUUUUGGACGGAUUGCGUGUUCGUCGUUGGAAACGACGAAAACAAAAAGGAGUUCAAGGCGCAUAAACUCUUCUUGUCCAUGUCGAGCCCGGUUUUCGAGAAAAUGUUCACGAACCGAUUUAUAGAGGAAAAAGCAGACGUCCACGUCGUCGACAUACAGCCGGAAGCCUUCGGAGCGAUGCUGAAGUAUAUUUACACGGAUAAAGUAGAAAUCGAAUCUUUCGACCAGGCCUGUGAACUGUGCUACGUAGCCAAAAAAUAUAUGAUUCAUAAUCUCUUGAAACAGUGCACGGCUUACGUUCUGAAGGACGUUAACGUGACGAACGUCUGCAGAGGUUAUGAGUUCGCUAAGCUGUUCGAUCAAGUCGAGCUAAUGGAAAAAUGUGAAAAUGUGAUUUGCGAAAAGACUUCUUCGGUCCUAUCGACACCUAGUUUUCUAGAAGCUCAAAUUUCCACUGUGAUGAUGAUAUUGGACGAGAAAAAGCUGAGCGUUACAGAGGUUGAGCUUUUCAAAGCUGUGGAGCUUUGGACGAAAGCGGAAUUUACAAGACGAGGAAUUCUCGGCGAUGAGUUUGCAGACGAGCAGCAAAAAAUCUAUGACCAGAUAGUACCGAAGAUCUGCUUUUUGAACAUGAACGCUAGAGAUUUUGCCGACGGUCCAGCUCUGAGCCCUCUUUUGAAGCCGGACCAGUCUUUCGCCAUCCUUCUCAAUCUGACGGCUUCGAACAGUUCUUGCCCUCUGCCCAACGGCUUUUCGACUAUGCUCAGGGACCGCAUGGUGAGCAGUUUCGGAGAAUCCUACUGCCUGGACUGGCCGUGUUACAGACUGGAGAAGCACACCGUAUUCCAGAACACGGACAGUUACGUCUCCUUCUCCUGUGAUAAAGACAUCACGCUCAAGGGCGUCAUGGUAUUAACUAAAAUCGCUACAUUCAAUCGGGAUGAAUAUGAAAAUGUCGAAAUUUACCUGCACGACUGGACCACCAACACGACUCACAGGGCGACCUUCAACGGGGUGUGCGAAAACGAAAAAAUACUAAGGGUCUAUUUUCCAAAUAACAUACAGACCUGCAGAGGAAGAGCUUACAAAGUAGGCCUGAUCCUGAAAAACUCUGGGCAGUACACAGGCAGGUUUCUGAACACGUCGGAGUUCGUCUUUAAAUCCUGUACCUUCAAAUUGAUCGAAAAUCGCCUACCUAUUUACAUGCAGGGGAUAAUCUUUUCCGACUGAAUUUUAACAAAUGACUAAUAAACAACCCCCGGCUUUUAUUGUU
Cimex lectularius (bed bug) is the source of this 1560-nucleotide messenger RNA. Its product is annotated as BTB/POZ domain-containing protein 6-B-like. The transcript has 6 exons. The record is from RefSeq and is a predicted model, not a curated record. The coding region runs from base 210 to 1517 and encodes 435 amino acids. Gene Ontology annotation, molecular function: protein binding. Gene Ontology annotation, biological process: neurogenesis. Gene Ontology annotation, cellular component: cytosol; P-body. Lineage: Eukaryota; Metazoa; Arthropoda; Insecta; Hemiptera; Cimicidae.